Messenger RNA from Neltuma alba, 1284 nucleotides. Its product is annotated as E3 ubiquitin-protein ligase AIRP2-like. NCBI's taxonomy places the organism in Eukaryota, Viridiplantae, Streptophyta, Magnoliopsida, Fabales, Fabaceae. The coding region runs from base 379 to 1146 and encodes 255 amino acids. The transcript has 5 exons. Gene Ontology annotation, biological process: protein ubiquitination. Gene Ontology annotation, molecular function: ubiquitin protein ligase activity. The record is from RefSeq and is a predicted model, not a curated record.
AAUGGAUGGCUUUGAUCACUACCAUUAAAUAAUUAAUCAUAACAACUCGGCACCAUACGGCAAGGAAAGCGGUCAAACGAUUGAUUAUGCAGGCCUAGAAAGUCAAAAGAAUCAAACUUCAAAAAAGGGAAAUACUUGUUCUCUCUGAAUAUGAUAAAUGAGUGUUGGAUGGGGGUUGAGUUUUCAAAACAAAGGCUGUUCCUUGGGCCACUGAUCGUCGUCAACCUUCCAUUCUUAACCCGUUCCUGGUCAGCCUCCGAAAAUUAUAGCGGUCUUUUGUGUAUUCGGCUUUCUUAUUUAUUCUGUAGCUUCCUCUCUCUGUGAUCAUCUCUGGUUCCUGUUUGAUUACAAGGAGUAUAUUUCACUGUUAUUGCCAAAAUGUUGGAAUACUACCAACUACUUGAUGCAAGGCCCUCUUUUGAAGAUUCUCUCAAGGCACUUGAGGCUGACAUUCAACAUGCCAAUAUGCUGGCUGCGUCUAUUCCCAGGAGCAAAGGCAGGGCUAGUCUUCAAAUGAAGUUAGUUUGCAAUCAGUUAGCACCAAUCUUGCUGUAUUUACUUCGAUGGAUAGACUGCUCCUGUUCUUGUCUACUUUCGAGCUAUUUAAAUCUUUUCCACAUAAUUGUGUAUAAGGUGUAUUCAAAUGGGAAGCCAAAAAUCUCUUCACAUGGAAGGAAAGCAAGCAUAAGGGAAUUCUACGGUGUAAUAUUGCCUUCUCUUCAGCGCCUUCAUGGUGAUUUAGUAGAUGCCGAUAUUACCCAAGGAAAAGGUCAAAAUUUACAGACGGUUGUUAAUAGGAGUAUUGAAGAUAAGAGGACUAUUUGUGAUGUGGACAUUGAAAGAGAAAACGAGUGUGGCAUCUGCUUAGAGCAUUGUACCAAAGUGGUUUUGCCAAACUGCUGCCAUGCCAUGUGUAUAAAUUGCUACCACGACUGGAACACAAGAUCGGAAUCUUGUCCAUUUUGUCGAGGAAGCUUGAAGAGGAUUAAGUCAGGUGAUUUGUGGGUUCUGACGUGCCCUAAGGACAUGAUUGAUGUGCAAACUGUUAUUAGAGAAGAUAUGCUUCGUCUCUCUCUCUUCAUAAACAACCUCCCUAAGGAUAUCCCUGAUGCUCUCUUCUUAAUGUAUAAUGAGUACUUAUUUUAAUUGAAGAAUAAACACAGGUAGAAUAAACUGCCUGCCAUGUACAGAAAAAGUAUGCUUUCUGCUUUCUUUGAUUAUUUCUUGCAACUACAGAGUGAUUGCGUUUCAGAAAGCAAAAUUGGUGAUAUCAGAUUGGCAGCU